ACUAUGCAUCGUGCAAAAAAGCCAAAGCUACUAGCAUCACGUUCUCUGCCCUGUCUCCCUUUGACGGCUCUAAUAAAAAAGCUCCGUCUCAGCUUCGCGCUUUUUUUUUUUUUCGUUUUUUUUUUAGAAAAACCCUAAUUUCCACUCACUCACUGAAUCACUGUACCUUACUGACCUCCUCUCCUCAAAUUGAAUUAAACAAAACCAAAAAAAAAAAAAUAUCGACGUCUCCGAGUUUUGAGAGGUUUCAGCAAUGGAGAUUCAAAAGCAAAGCAAACAGCAACAAGAGUUUGCUUUAGCAUCAAUGAAUGAGCUCGCUUCUUCUUCUUCUUCGUCGUCGUUUUGUUCAGAUUCUCAAUCUGUACCGGUAACUGCUAGGUUUAGGGCUGACAAUGGAGUUGUGGAGCUUCGAUUUAACCGAGAGUCUGAAUCGGCUGAUUCUAUCAUUGUUGAUGCCAAAACUGCUCUGUUAUUCAAGCUAGGGGCUUUACAAUCAGUUUGCAUAACCAAAGUGUCAGGUGCUGACACGGGCAAAGAGAAAUAUUCAACAGGAGUCAAUGUCCAAUUUAGAAAUGAGGAGGAGAGCAGGGCCUUCCAUUGUGCAUUUGAACAAUGGAAGAAGGAAGUCACUGUUCAAGGAACAUUGCUAACUGAUGGAGCAGUCACAGCUUGUAAAAGCAAGUUUGAUGAUAAAAUAGAACCAUCAUCUGCCAAAAUGUAUUUCCAUUACUAUGGGCAAUUGCUACAUCAGCAAAACAUGCUACAAGAUUAUGUGAGGACAGGAACCUAUUAUGCUGCAGUCAUUGAGAAUCGUGCAGAUUUUUUUGGUCGUGUGGUGGUUGAUGUUGGUGCUGGUAGUGGUAUUUUGUCUUUUUUUGCUGCUCAGGCUGGUGCAAAGCAUGUCUAUGCUGUGGAAGCAUCUGAAAUGGCAGAGUAUGCCCGGAAACUGAUUGCUGGAAACCCAUCGCUUGGGGAAAAGAUAACAGUAAUAAAGGGUAAAGUUGAGGAAGUUGAAUUGCCAGAGAAAGCAGAUAUUUUGAUCUCUGAACCAAUGGGUACCUUGUUAGUCAAUGAAAGAAUGUUGGAGUCCUAUGUGAUUGCAAGAGAUAGGUUUCUUGUUCCAAAUGGAAAAAUGUUUCCUACAGUUGGAAGGAUACACAUGGCACCUUUUAGUGAUGAAUAUUUAUUUGUUGAAAUUGCGAAUAAGGCCCUCUUUUGGCAGCAACAAGGCUAUUACGGGGUUGAUCUGACGCCCUUGCAUGCAUCUGCAUUUGGGGGAUACUUUUCUCAGCCUGUUGUGGAUGCCUUUGAUCCUAGAUUAUUGGUGGCUCCUGCAAUUAAUCAUGUUUUGGACUUUACUGAAAUAAAGGAAGAGGACUUAUAUGAAAUUGAUAUACCUUUAAAAUUUAUAGCCUCUGUAGGAACCAGAGUUCAUGGGCUGGCUUGCUGGUUCGAUGUGUUAUUUAAUGGGAGUACUGUACAAAGGUGGCUUAAAACUGCCCCUGGUGCGCCUACCACCCACUGGUACCAAUUACGUUGUGUUCUGUCUCAGCCACUCUAUGUGGUGGCAGGACAAGAAAUUGCUGGGCAGCUCCGGAUGGUUGCCCACAAUGCUCAGAGUUACACUGUAUAUUUAACUUUGUCAGCUAAAAUGUGGGGCCCCGGUGCUGAGCAAGGAGGAAUACUUCAGACAUCAUCUUGCAAACUCGAACUAAAAGAGCCAUAUUACAGAAUGUCCCAACCACAAACUUAUGCAAUGGCACAAGAUCAGCAAUCACACCAGCCAAUACACGCACAGGACACACACAUUCAGGCAGAUGAUUUAAAGGAGCCUGAGUUGAUGCAACCGCCGCCCCAGAAUUUGGAUGCCCAGGUCCAAUGAGCUAUUGGCGGAGUCUUUACAGGCGUGUGACAGUUUUUAACGUGGCAUAUGUUUGUAACAUGUAAUUCCUUCACCCAUGCAAGGGUUCUUUUUUUUUUAAUUGAACUCCUGUUCACCUGCCCCGCAUUCAGUUCCCUUGUAAAUUAGAUGAAACUUGAGCUUGCCAUUUAUA
This is a messenger RNA of Populus euphratica (Euphrates poplar), 2054 nucleotides long. Its product is annotated as probable histone-arginine methyltransferase 1.4. Lineage: Eukaryota; Viridiplantae; Streptophyta; Magnoliopsida; Malpighiales; Salicaceae. Bases 254 to 1882 code for a protein of 542 amino acids. The transcript has 15 exons. Gene Ontology annotation, biological process: chromatin remodeling; peptidyl-arginine methylation, to asymmetrical-dimethyl arginine. The record is from RefSeq and is a predicted model, not a curated record. Gene Ontology annotation, molecular function: histone H3R2 methyltransferase activity.